AUGGCCCACGCACAGGAGACACCAGCCCACCUGAAUGGCUUGUCUCUUAACAACGACAAUGUCGUCCAGGAGAAGGACUUCGUCGAGAACGAGAAGCCCUUGGCUGCCAGCUCCUCUCUCUCGGUCCGUAAUAUCGACAUUGACGAUGGCCUUGGUGGUGUAAAGCCCACCGAGGAAGAGCUUCGCACUCUGCGCAAGGUCGGCGAGCCUCUGCCGAAGGCCGCUUUCUUGGUCGCCAUCGUCGAACUUUGCGAGCGUUUCACCUUCUACGGUGCCUCCGGUAUCUUCCAGAACUACAUCCAGCGCCCGCUCGAUGGCAGCCAGGGCCGUGGUGCUCUUGGCAUGGGACACCAGGGAGCUACUGGUCUCUCCACCUUCUUCCAGUUCUGGUGCUACGUCACGCCCAUCCUUGGUGCUAUCGUCGCUGACCAGUACCUCGGAAAGUACAACACCAUCGUCAUCUUCUGUGGCGUCUACAUUGUCGGUCUCCUUAUCCUUACCUUGACCUCCAUCCCUGUUGCUCUUCAGGGUGGUGCUGGUCUCGGCGGUUUCGUCGCCGCUGUCAUCGUCAUUGGUCUCGGAACUGGUGGUAUCAAGUCCAACGUCGCUCCUCUGAUUGCCGAUCAGUACACGCGUCGUCAGAUGGUUAUUGGCACCGACAAGAAGACUGGAGAGCGCGUCAUCAUCGACCCCGCGAUCACCAUCUCCCGCAUCUACAUGGUCUUCUACUGGUGCAUCAACAUCGGUUCCCUUUCCGGCCUCGCGACACCGUACAUGGAGCGUGACACUGACUUCUGGUCCGCGUACCUGUUGUGUCUGUGCAUGUUCUUCGUUGGUACCCUCGUUCUCGUUCUUGGUCGCAAGGUUUACAUCGUCCGCCCCCCAGAGGGCUCCGUUAUCACCAACGCUUUCCGCGUCAUCGGCCAGAUGAUCAAGGGUCGCAAGAUGGACGCUGCAAAGCCAUCUUAUCAAGUUGCUCUUGGAAAGACACCCGCCGGUACCUGGGACGACCACUUCGUCGAUGAGGUCAAGCGUGCUCUUGUUGCUUGCCAGGUCUUCUGUUUCUACCCAAUCUACUGGGUCGUGUACGGCAAUUUCUCCAACAACUUCGUCACCCAGGCCGGUCAGAUGGCCGGUCACGGCAUCCCCAAUGAUCUGAUGCAGAACUUCGAUCCCAUUGCUAUUAUCGUCGUCCUGCCGCUCAUGGAUCGGUAUUUCUUCCCCUUCCUCCGCAAGCACAAGAUUGCCUUCCCUCCUAUCAACCGUAUUACCGCCGGUUUCUGGAUCGCUUCUACGGCCAUGAUCUACGCUGCUGUCAUUCAGCAUUAUAUCUAUAAGGCCGGUCCCUGCUACGGUCACCCGGGUUGCGCGGCCAGUGAAAUCAACGGUGUUGCUCAGGGCAACAACAUCCACAUUGCGACUCAGACCGGUGCCUACGUGCUGAUUGGUAUUUCCGAGAUCUUCGCCUCCGUCACUGGUCUCGAGUAUGCCUACACCAAGGCGCCGCCCAGCAUGAAGUCCUUUGUCCAGUCCAUGUUCCUGCUCACCAAUGCCUUCGGAUCUGCCAUCUCUGAGGCCCUCAACCCUCUCCUGUACGACCCUGCGAUCAUGUGGAUGUUCUGCGGUCUAGCCGUUGCAUCCUUCGUCGCUGGUAGUUUGAUCUGGAUCCUCUUCCACCACCUCAAUGAGACUGAGGAUGAGAUGAAUGCUCUUGACCAGGAUUACGACAAGGAUCCUACUCUCCGCAGGAGCAGUGUCCACGAUGACCGCACCGUUGGUAUGCACUCUCACAACGACGAGAAGGAAUACGCUUAG
This is a messenger RNA of Didymella exigua CBS 183.55, 1815 nucleotides long. RefSeq names its product peptide transporter PTR2-A. Gene Ontology annotation, biological process: transmembrane transport; oligopeptide transport. The record is from RefSeq and is a predicted model, not a curated record. Gene Ontology annotation, molecular function: dipeptide transmembrane transporter activity; tripeptide transmembrane transporter activity. The transcript is spliced from 2 exons. NCBI's taxonomy places the organism in Eukaryota, Fungi, Ascomycota, Dothideomycetes, Pleosporales, Didymellaceae. Gene Ontology annotation, cellular component: fungal-type vacuole; plasma membrane. The coding region runs from base 1 to 1815 and encodes 604 amino acids.